Molecule: messenger RNA, 1980 nt
Organism: Penicillium waksmanii
Lineage: Eukaryota; Fungi; Ascomycota; Eurotiomycetes; Eurotiales; Aspergillaceae
Product: DNA-directed DNA polymerase alpha subunit POL12
Exons: 4
Coding region: 1-1980 (659 amino acids)
Biological process (GO): DNA replication initiation; DNA replication
Cellular component (GO): alpha DNA polymerase:primase complex
Molecular function (GO): DNA binding
Source: RefSeq, a predicted model, not a curated record
AUGGCUGACGCUUCAGCGGAGCUCAAUGAGCUCUUUGCGGCCUCCUUCCCAGAAGGUCUGCCUAAAGAUGUUCUCGCGGAGCUUCAAUCCAUCCUACGAGUACACUCGAUCUCCGCGGAAGAGCUCUUCUACAAAUGGGAGUCCUACAGUAUGAAGAUGGGAGAAGAUACAAAGUUGAAUCUUGAUACCGUUCGGGGGUUCAAGAAGGAUGUUCAAGAGGCUCUCGAGCGUGAGAGUCGCGCCAAAUCUGGUCGACAGGCAGACAGGAGGACCGCAGCUGUUGGAACCCCGCGUGCGGCAGCAGGCACUGAUAUGUUCGGAAUGCUGGACGGAUUAACACCCGGUUCUGCGAAUGGCCGGCCCUUGAACGGAGGCUCUGUGAAGCGCAAGUCCAACUUUUCAUCACCCGCUGCGCCAAAAUUCGGACGAGUCGAGAGCAAUGGAUCGCCAAUGGGAGCCAAAACAACCAGUUCUACGAUCAAUGGCGCUACCAGCGGCACACAAUCCGUCGCAUUCGCUGACCGUUCAAACGCCGGCCAAACAAUAGAAACGCUGAAUUCGCAUCUUUCGGCACCAGUUACGCCAAUGGCCCCGUUCUCCGAGGCGCGGAUCAAACCUACCGCCAAUACAGAUUUGAAGAAGUUCGGAUACAAGCCUAUGGGAAUGCGCCUCUCCGAGGCAUCGGAGAUCUUGGAUGACCGGAUUGACGAAUUUGCCGCCAUUUAUCAAAAACACUACGACUCUGAGGAGCUCACAUUUGGCAGUGCGGCCACCCAAAGUACAUCCGAAAUCAUUGCUGUAGGUCGGAUUGCAUCGGACUCCCUUGAGGGGAAACUGAACCCGGCGUCUUUGGUGCUUGAAACUUCGCGCAGGACUGGAGCUGGCAGGCGUGUUCCCCUCAAAGUCGAUUCCGUACCUGGAUUAAAUUUCAUCCCGGGCCAGAUUGUUGCUCUUCGUGGAAUCAACCCUUCUGGAGAUUACUUCACGGUGAAAGAGAUUCUUCCGAUUCCUCUCUUGCCACCUGCCGCAUCUCCAGCAGUUGCUCUCGAAAAUAUUAACGAGCGCCUCGAGAACGGAGAUGCCAAUCCUCCCCUCAAUGUUAUGGUAGCGGCUGGUCCGUACACAGCAGACGAUAAUCUGGAUUUCGAACCGCUACAAGAACUCUGUCAAAAGGCCGCUGACGGUUACGCUGACAGUCUCGUCCUAAUGGGUCCAUUUCUGGAUAUCGAACACCCUCUAAUUGCCUCCGGGGACAUUGAGUUGCCCGAAAUCAAGGGUCUUGACCCCGACACUGCUACGCUCACUACGGUCUUCCGGCAUCUCAUUUCAGCGCCCCUGGCACGCCUUGCGGCUGCAGUACCCAGCAUUACCAUUGUACUGGUUCCGUCCGUUCGGGAUGCACUGAGCCGACACGUUUCAUGGCCUCAGGAACAACUCCUAAAAAAGGAACUCGGUCUGCCAAAGCAAGUCCGAAUGGUCUCCAACCCUGUCACACUAUCAUUCAACGAGACUGUCUUCGGCAUGUGCUCACAUGAUGUCCUCUCUGAUUUGCGCCGCGAGGAGGUUCUCCAUGGCCGACCCGCUGAGGGCAACCUACUGACUCGAUUGCCCAAGUACCUUGUUGAACAACGACACUUCUCCCCUCUGUUCCCACCAUCCGGCCGUGCAAGUCUUUCAAAGCCAAGUACCGAGGGUGCCCUUGCCACAGGUGCUAUGCUGGAUUUGCCCUAUAUGAAGCUUGGAGAGUGGUGGAAUGUCCGGCCUGACAUCCUGCUUGUUCCCAGCAUGCUGCCGCCCUUUGUCAAGGUGGUGGAUAGUGUCCUCGUCAUAAACCCUGGCACUUUGUCCAAGCGCCGCGGCGCCGGCUCCUACGCCCAGCUAGCAGUCCACCCACGAGUGAUAUCCGACGAAGAGCGUGAGCAGAAGCAACUCGAUCACAAGCUAUACGAGCGAGCUCGAGUAGACAUCAACAGAAUUUAA